GUAGAGUUCUCUAUUGAUCUUGUUCCAGGAGCCGGCCCAGAAUCCAAAGCACCAUAUCGUAUGGCGCCAAAAGAAUUGCAAGAGUUAAAGACUCAAAUCCAGGAGUUAUUGAAACUCGGUUUUAUUCGACCGAGUGUUUCACCAUGGAGAGCACCCGUUCUUUUCGUCAAAAAGAAGGGCAGCUCUAUGCGCAUGUGUAUUGAUUACCGGGAUCUCAACCGGUUAACAGCCAAGAACAAAUAUCCGCUUCCCAAAGUUGACGACUUGUUCGACCAGCUGAGGGGAGCCUGU
This is a messenger RNA of Striga hermonthica, 291 nucleotides long. The record is from the annotation of a GenBank genome assembly. Lineage: Eukaryota; Viridiplantae; Streptophyta; Magnoliopsida; Lamiales; Orobanchaceae.